Molecule: messenger RNA, 1776 nt
Organism: Lycium barbarum (goji berry)
Lineage: Eukaryota; Viridiplantae; Streptophyta; Magnoliopsida; Solanales; Solanaceae
Product: cytochrome P450 734A1-like
Exons: 4
Coding region: 187-1674 (495 amino acids)
Molecular function (GO): heme binding; monooxygenase activity; oxidoreductase activity, acting on paired donors, with incorporation or reduction of molecular oxygen
Source: RefSeq, a predicted model, not a curated record
UAUUUAGACAGAAAGAUGCCUAAAUCAUGUAGAUUCCUUUACUAAUUUUGAGCUGAAUAAAUUUAUGCCUUUUUGUUCAUCUCUUCCGCCUGCAGCAAUUUAACAUUAGUUUAUUCAUCACCCACUAUUUAUGCAUUUCUACAAUAAUAAUUUCCCAAAAAACGCAAUUUUAAGCUCGACUUCACUAUGUAUCUCACAGUUAUUGCGAUUUUGCUAUUUCCUCUGAUAUUUAUUUUCAAGUUUAUUUAUUCAGUGAUUUACAUUCCAAGGAAGUUCGAAAAACACUUUAGAAAGCAAGGAAUCAGAGGCCCUGGCUACCGUCCGAUCUACGGAAACUCAGAGGAAAUCAAACGGCUGAUAAGCGAAGCUGAAUCGAAAUCUGUUCCGUUCAACAACAACGUGUUGCAUCGAAUUGCUCCACAUUACUACAACUGGUCAGCUAUUUAUGGGAAGACUUUUUUGUUCUGGUUCGGGUCGAAGCCCCGAUUGGCUUUGGCUGACCCGAAUAUGAUAAAAGGGCUUUUUAUGAAUAAAGCUGUGGAUAAGGUUGAGUUUGAUCCACAAACUAAGAAGCUGUUUGGAGAAGGGCUUGUUGGUUUACGAGGUGAGCAAUGGGCUUUACAUAGGAAGAUUGCAAAUCAGGGUUUCAAUAUGGAGGUUGUUAAGUCUUGGGUACCGGACAUUGUGACUAGUGUUGUUAAGGCGUUGAAGAAAUGGGAAAAAGAAAAUGAAGAGAAGGAAGAAUUUGAACUAGAUGUCUUCAAAGAAUUGAAUGAUCUCUCAGCUGAGGUUAUAUCUAGAACAGCUUUCGGGAGUAGCUUUGAAGAGGGGAAGCGCAUAUUUGUGUUACAAGAGCAACAAAUAUCUCUUACUUUGCUGGCAAUACGAAGCAUCUACCUCCCUGGAUUUAGAUAUUUGCCCACAAAAAAUAACAUGAUGAGGCGGAGACUAGAGAAAGAAACUCGAGAGUCAGUAAGGAAGCUGAUUGAGAGUAGUAAAGGAAGAGAAAAUUCUAAAAAUCUUCUUAGUUUGUUAAUGUCGGCAAGUGAAGAAGAACAUGGAUUUGGGGUGGAAGAAGUGAUAAAUGAAUGCAAGACAUUUUACUUUGCUGGAAAGGAAAGUACUUCCAUCUUGUUAACUUGGGCACUUCUUCUUCUAGCAUCGCAUCAAGAGUGGCAAGAUAAAGCUCGAGAAGAAGUUUUUCGAGUUUGCAAGGGUAACAACCUUCCAAGUGCAGAGAAUUUGAAUGAUUUCAAGCUUGUGACAAUGAUACUCAACGAGACACUGAGACUCUACCCACCGGUGGUCGCCUUGACAAGAGGAACUUCUAAAGAUAUUAAGUUGGGAGACCUUGAAAUUCCUGCAAAUACUCAAUUUUACGUGUCUCUAGCUGCUGUGCAUCAUGACACUGAGAUAUGGGGGAAAGAUGCACUGGAAUUCAACCCUCAGAGAUUUGCAGAGUCUCGUAAGCAUUUAGCUUCAUUUUUCCCUUUUGCAUUAGGUCCACGAAUCUGUGUUGGGCAAAACUUAGCAAUGGUUGAAGCUAAAAUCAUCCUGGCAAUGAUAGUUCAGAAUUUCUCUUUUGCAUUGUCACCUUCAUAUGUCCAUGCUCCAACUAUGCGCCUUACUUUACAGCCCCAGUAUGGUGCUCCUAUCCUUUUUAGGAAGAUUUAAGUUAAAAUGUACUACUCUUCACUGUGUUAUCAGUUUGUCCAUCGACGAUAUUUAGAUCGUCUAAGCUUCAAUUUCAAACGAGUUGGAUCGAUUUAUGAAUCA